Messenger RNA from Pangasianodon hypophthalmus (striped catfish), 1772 nucleotides. It is a transcript of the gene saga, whose product is annotated as S-antigen; retina and pineal gland (arrestin) a. The record is from RefSeq and is a predicted model, not a curated record. Bases 170 to 1342 code for a protein of 390 amino acids. Gene Ontology annotation, biological process: signal transduction; G protein-coupled receptor internalization. NCBI's taxonomy places the organism in Eukaryota, Metazoa, Chordata, Actinopteri, Siluriformes, Pangasiidae. Gene Ontology annotation, molecular function: G protein-coupled receptor binding. Gene Ontology annotation, cellular component: photoreceptor outer segment; photoreceptor inner segment. The transcript is spliced from 16 exons.
UGUGUGUGUGUGUGUGUGUGUGUGUGUGAGAUGGUGGUUAACCUGAUUAGCUGAGCAAUAACUCAGGAUACAAAUAGCAGCCUUUUACUGCGUGUCAACACUCCGUGUCUCUUUCUCUGUCUCACACCUCAGCGUGAUCAGCUGGACCAGACUUCACUGAUUGGCCACAAUGAGUCCGAAGAAUGUCAUCUUUAAGAAAGCGUGCAAAGAUAAGUCGGUGGCUGUGUAUAUGGGGAGACGAGAUUUUGUUGAUCAUGUUGAUUCAGUGGAUCCAGUGGAUGGUGUUGUUCUAAUAGACCCUGAGCUUCUGAAAGGCAAAAAAGCAUACGUCACCCUGUCCUGUACGUUCCGCUACGGGCGAGACGACAUGGAUGUGAUGGGCAUAGCUUUCCGGAGAGACAUUUACCUCUCCACCCGGCAGAUCUACCCCCCUCUGCAGGACAGGGAGCAGUGCACUCUCACCAAGGGGCAGGAGAAACUGCUACGCAAACUGGGCUACAAUGCAUACCCCUUUUUCUUUGAAUUCCCUGAUAAUCUGCCCUGCUCCGUGGGACUGCAGCCGGCUCCUACCGAUGUGGGCAAGCACUGUGCUGUAGAGUUCGAGGUGAAGGUCUUCAGCGCUGAGAACCUGGACGCCAAAGUCCGCAAGAGGAGUACAGUACGUCUGAUGAUCCGUAAGGUCCAAUACGCUCCGGAGAAAUCCGGUCCCGCGCCUUCAGUCUCUGUCACCCGUGACUUCCUCAUGUCCGACAAACCUCUGCACGUGGAAGCGAGCCUGCAGAAGCAGACAUAUUAUCAUGGUGAGCCGAUCAAGGUACAGGUCAACAUCAACAAUGAGUCCAACAAGAAUGUGAAGAACAUUAUUAUUUCUGUGGAUCAAACUGCCAACGUUGUUCUUUACUCCAACGACAGCUACAUGAAGUCAGUGGCCAUAGAGGAUUCUGGAGACACCUUGGGUCCAGGUGGCAAAAUGGAGAAAGUGUAUACACUCUGCCCCCUUCUGGCCAACAACAAGGAAAGGCGGGGAAUUGCGCUGGAUGGAAAACUGAAGCAUGAAGACACCAAUCUGGCCUCGACUAGCAUAAUUAAAGAGGGAGUCCUGAAGGAGGUCUUGGGGAUUCUGGUGUCCUACAGAAUCAUGGUAAAGCUCAUCAUGGGAGGGCUGAUGGGACCCGGUGAGAUUGGGCUGGAGUUGCCGUUCCAACUGAUGCACCCGAAGCCUGAAGCAGUGAGAGAAAGUGAGCUGGACGACGAUAUGGUGUUUGAAGAUUUCAAGCGCUCUUUUAUGAAGGGCAUGACGGAGGAUGAAGAAGAAGGGAAUAUUUCUGCUGGGGAGCCUUAAGAAAUCUUUGAGGAACCAGCCACUAUCUGGACAUUAUGGCCAGCCUUCUGGAGAUGAUAGAGAGAGGAGCGAGAUCAAGAGUGAUCCACAAUGAAGAUCAGAAAUACACUGAGAUGAGUUGUGUUCUUCCUGUAGCGCACUAGAACAAACACUGGCUCUUGGUCUUUGAUCUUUUGUGAGUUGUUUUAUGUUGAAUCAUAGUUUUGGAAAAGUCAUCACUUCUUUCCAAAUUGAAGUAGGUGAACGGUGUUUGGAGAGUGAUUUUAGACCUUUUAGUUAACACUUUCAGUAUCUGCAAGAUAGCAGAUAUAAUAGAUGCCAUAAUUUAGGAUUUAUGUCAUUAUAUCAGAAAGAAAAGUCCAUUGUAUCUAUUUUGUCAUUUUAAAACAGUUCUUUAUUACAUUAUCAUAUAAUAAUAAAGACAAAAGAU